Molecule: messenger RNA, 4188 nt
Organism: Alternaria burnsii
Lineage: Eukaryota; Fungi; Ascomycota; Dothideomycetes; Pleosporales; Pleosporaceae
Product: hormone-sensitive lipase
Exons: 5
Coding region: 1-4188 (1395 amino acids)
Biological process (GO): triglyceride catabolic process
Cellular component (GO): cytosol
Molecular function (GO): triacylglycerol lipase activity; sterol ester esterase activity
Source: RefSeq, a predicted model, not a curated record
AUGCUAGCAAGUCGAGUGUUGCCACCGAUUGUUCGGACUUCACCACACUCUUCCCAGCCUCCUGUCGCUAUCUUCUUCCACGUGCCUCGGCGGUACGUCAAGUCAAACAUGCAGGUCGGUGACGAUUCUCCAGUGUCCUCAAUGGACGAUGCGAAGCCUUUGAGAAGUCUGCGUAAGAGCAGUCGAAUUCAUGAGACGCGGCCUGCUCCUACUUCUAAUCCUACUGCUGAGGGAGGCAACAAAGAAGAGCAGCCGAUAUCCCCUGCUUCGUCUUCGCCUCGGACUACGAGAAAAAGAAUCGCUUCGCUUGUUGAGGUUCAUGAGAGAGAAGACUGCAACAGUCCGGUCGACGAUAUGCCUCCUCCAAGCGCUACUUCUGCAACUGCAGUAGGGUCUCCAGACUUUUCGGGUCACGUGUGUCUUUGCCAACCGGAGCCAAAAAUACCGCGGCCACGAAAUGCAUUCAUCCUUUAUCGACAGCAUCACCAGCAGGCCAUUACCGCUCGCAAUCCUGAUCUCAACAAUCCCGACAUUUCCAAGAUCAUCGGUGAACAAUGGAAAGCUGAAGGUGAAGAGCAGAAGAAGGUUUGGCAAGAUCUUGCGCAGGAAGAGAAAGCUAGGCAUCAGGAGCAGUACCCUGACUACCGCUACCAACCGCGUCGUGUUGGCAAGCCGGGAUCAUCUCCGUUGAACCCUACUGGUCAGCAUACUACAGUCGACAAGUAUCGCUGCCACAAAUGUGGUGGUCGCAGUCUCAGAACACCCGCCAGUCCUUUUCUUGAUGCCUCUGGCACACCAACUCUGCCGCCUCCCAAUAUAUCGGAAGGUCUCACACCAACAACCCGCUAUUUACCUGUGGUGGGUAAUCUCAGCAUACAAUCACCAGUUAUGCGCCGCCCCAGCAACCUUCAAGUAACUUCGGCGAUGCAUACGGACUCGACAAUGUAUAGCCCUUUAACACCGAAUAAGAAGCGCCGUUUCGACUAUGGACCGCCUCCGCCAACGAGUAACGGCCGCAGAGCGGAAGGACCGUACUAUGCCCCAACCCAGUAUGCUCACCGACGCGAGUCUUUACCGCCUAUUCAUGUGCCGCCUCACAGUGCGACCAUGCUUCCUCCACGAACUCCUCGUGAGUUGCAACGGAACUCAAUGGUUGAGUUGGGUCCUCUACAACAUGAAGGUAGCCCAAGAAGCGUAGAAGAAGUGCUCAGUGCAUUCCCAUAUUCCAACAAGAUUAAACUGCUUGGACGCAUAACACCUCCGUACAAAGAACCGGGCUCCGCAAGCCCAUCGUGCCGGACCAAUCGCGGCGCCAUCAUCGCCAUCGAAGGUGACGAGAUAACUGCAGUAAAGGAACUCUCAGAGUGGUUGAACGAGUACCUCAUUAGACAGAAAGAGUACAAACCGCAGAUAGCCGAGCCACCUCAAGCUCCCAAUGACGAUAACAAAGAAGUCACGUUUGAGAACUAUCUCAACCUAAUUAAGGAGUGGCAUGGCAAGAGCAAGGAGAUGAUCAAGUACAUCAUUACGCCCAUUUCAUCCACACCCUCUUCCCCAAAGGACACCAUCGCGUCUUCAAACCCAUCCACCAUUGCUGUUACAUCAUCCACUCCAUCCCGAAAGGACUCGACCACACCACCCGACUCGCCCCUACUGUCAACAAGCAUAAAACCCGUCAUCAUCCUCCCUACCUUUCAACUCCAAGCCUCGGUCGCAUACGCAUCCCGCAUCCCCAUCCAAGACGCUUACAGCCCGACAGACCACUGGCAGUGGAUGGCGACGCUUUGGCGGGGAACGGUAGGACCGGAUCUGACGCUUUAUUCGUGGACAAACUGGGGGUUGAUGACCAUAAUGCGCAUUGCGCCGCUGUUCCAUGGCUUUCCCCAUACCCCAGACGAGAUCCACCCCGGGUUUGCGUUACGACUUGACCUCCGCUGGCAUUCACAUGCUUACGCCGACAGGCUUGCGACAGGCGACCGCCAUGGCCCACCAAUCCUCCGCCGCAUAUCCGCCCUCCUCUCCAAGAAACUCACCGUCUGGCAAUCCGUCCUCAUAACUCUCCUCUACCUCUACGUUGCCCGCAACUUCGGCAAGCUCGUGGGCCUCGAGUGCCCAGAGCCCCUCGCGAGCCUCUACUCGCGCUCCUACUUCCGCGCUACAUGGGUCACGACUGCGCUGGACGCAGGCUUCUGGUCUGCUAUGCGGAUUAAGCGCAAGGGCGUCAGGGAUCUGUUGUCUAUCGUCUUCAGCAUAUACUACCUGAUAUGUGCCGAGCAAGCCGACGAGAAAGUCCGCAAGAUUAGAGCCACGCUUACCGUCGAUCAUUUGCGCGUCGCUUGGAAUAAAGGCACCACGCCGUAUCUGGGUGCGCUGACGAGCAUGAUGCGACCGAGGCUGAUGGUCUAUCCGCCGCGCCAGAUUCGCAUACCGCGACCCAAGGCUAGUUCGUACAAGGAACCCGUGACCGGCUGGCUGUACUUCAACGGGCCGCGGAGCGCAUUGAAGAAGCAGGACAAGGUCGUCUUGGACAUACCUGGAGGUGGUUUCGUGGCCAUGAACCCGAGAAAUCAUGACGAUAAGCUCAUGGGCUGGGCUGGCAAGACGGGCCUGCCUGUCCUUAGUCUGGAUUACAAGAAGGCUCCUGAGCACCCGUAUCCGUAUGCGCUCAACGAAUGUUACGAUGUCUACCACAUGAUUAUCGCAUCUAGAGGAACGUGCAUGGGUCUAUCGGGAGAAGUAGAGCCCAGGGUCGUUGUCUCGGGCGAUUCGGCUGGGGGUAACUUGGUUACUGCUAUGGUGCUCAUGAUCCUGCAAAGUGGCUCGACUGAGACGCGAAGGUGGCAGGGUGAAUACGCGAUCCCGCCUCCAAUCGGCGUAGUCUUGAUCUACCCUGCGCUGGACAUGAACAUUGGCAACUGGAUGACGGACGAGCAAAUGGCGCUUAUCCGCGACAGACGAGUGAGGAAGACGAAUCGACCCAUCUUACGGCAUAAGAGCGAUGAUUACAGACAACUUGCGCCCAACACACCAUAUGGCUCUGAUGAUUCGGAUGGUGACGACGAAGAUGAGCGCAACAGAGUCAGCAUGACCAAUGCAUCUAUGCCAAAGACCAAUGGUCUCAGGACGUCUCCCCAGACCAUGAUCAACCUCUCCGCCGCACAAGAAAGCACUCCUCUUCCCCGCCUCGACACUAACACCAGCACCCUCCACCAACCUCCCGGCCAAACAACGCCUGCCAAUUCAAGUCUACCGCCCACACCGGCCGCGACACAGCCCUCUACACCUGGCCCUACAGUCCCAGCACCCCCAGCCACAGCCAUCAAAACUCGCCUCGCAAUGUCUUCCAUGAUAUCCUACUUCAACGACCGCAUCCUCACCCCCGAAAUGAUGCGCGCAAUGAUAAUCCUCUACAUUGGCCCGCACCACCGCCCAGAUUUCUCAACCGACUACCUCCUCUCUCCUUUACUCGCCCCGGAGUCCCUACUAGCAAGGUUUCCACGCACAUGGAUGUUAACGGGUGAGCGCGAUCCGCUCGUAGAUGAUACGGUUAUCUUUGCAGGCAGACUACGGCAAGCGAAGCGUGCGGAGUGGGUUGCGGCGAAGGAGUUGGGACUAGACUGGGCGAGAGGUGAGUUUAGAGAGGGGGAAUGGGUCAAUGUGGACUUGGUGCCGGGAAUCAGUCAUGGAUUUUUGCAGUUUGUAGGGGUUUUUCCAGAAGGGUGGAAGUACAUCUUCAGGUGUGGCAAAUGGAUCGCUGAGGCGUUUGAAGAUGCGACGGAUGGGAGGAGGGGUGAUGAGACGCCCAUGUACACACCUGCUGUUACUGCUACGCCGAGGAGACCACGAGAAAAAGGAAGCGAUUAUUUCGGUACGGUGGGUUUACAGGAUGCUAUUGAUGGCUUGACUUCUCCGCAACAUCAACGGAAGAGACAUCAUCGGCGUACCAACACCGCGUCUUCAGCGGAAGAAGACAGGCCGUUGGAGAUGACUGUUUUAAAUAAGGGAAAGAAGAGUCCGCCACAGCAGAACGGAACUGGUGUGCGAGGAAGUACAAGGGGAAGGACAAAGAAUGACAGAGGGAGACGCAAGAGCUUGGUUAGUCUGGCGAGCGAGGAUGACUUGUUGGGCAGGAGAAUGAAGAGUUUGACUGGAGGGUUGGGAGGAAAUGGGGUGUCUGAUGUUGUUUGA